AGCCUACAACCUCCAGGACUUGGGCCAUGAUACUGUGACUGCCAACCUCCUCCUCCAUCACCCACCAGACUUGCGCACCUAUGACAUUGCCACAGAAAUCCUCUCCGACCUCGGUGUUACCACCGUCCGUCUUCUCACUAACAAUCCGGAUAAAAUAGAGCAAAUCGAAGCCGAUGAGAUCAAAGUGAUUCAACGAAUUCCCAUGGUGCCGAAAGCAUGGCGGGAAGGGAAAGUCGAUAAGGAGAAACAAGGAAGCGAGCUUGAUAACUAUUUGAGAGUCAAGGUCGAGAGGAUGCGGCAUCUGUUAGAUAUACCUGAAAAUUUGUUAACGCAAGAAUCAGUCUUAUCAAAUUUUUGGAGAAAUUAG
Molecule: messenger RNA, 367 nt
Organism: Paraglomus brasilianum
Lineage: Eukaryota; Fungi; Glomeromycota; Glomeromycetes; Paraglomerales; Paraglomeraceae
Source: the annotation of a GenBank genome assembly